AGGAUCCUCGGUGGGCUCUGGGGAGCCUCGCUGGGCUCUGGGGAGCCUCGCUGGGCUCCGGAGCAUCGGCGACACCGGCCCCACUCCCCCCCCACGGCCCCUCCGCUGCUCCCGCGCCGGGGAGAGGAGGAGGAGGGAGGUGGGAAGAGCUGCGGCCCUGCCCCGACCCCGUUCGGCCCGACCUGGAUCUGAGAUUUGUUCCCGAGACGAUGGUCCCUUUCAGUUUCCCUCUGUCCAAGUGUGCACUUUGGGACCCGGUCCCCAUGGGUGAUGUCAUUGGAGCACACGUUACCUACUACAGAAACCCCAAGUUGUCUCUGCUGGAGAAAACCUUGCGUCUUGCCUAUCGCCAUGCAAAGCAGAGUGAGAAGAAAUCACUUUCCUGUUUUUUGCUUGGGACCCUUGCACUAAGUGAAGAUGGGGAAGGCGUAACGCUGACCAUAGACCGCUUUGAUCCUGGUCGAGAAGUUGCUGGUGGAUCGGGCAAAAUUCCGACUGCACCUCUUCCUGGAGACUUCUUGAUUCCAUGUACAGUUAAUGCCUGGGGGCCUUCUUCAGAUAAUGUUAUAGUGCACAGUGCUGAAGAUAUCAGCUCGGCUUUCAAGGGUCUGCAGAAUGGUCUGUGCAGCAAAGAAUCACUGGAUCUUUCUAAACUGCUCACUGUUAGAGCUCACAUUGUUUUCACAGAAAACCUGGAUAACCUACAUUUUAAUUUUCACUGGGCUUCUGUUACUGUGGCAAAUACCUUGGAAUACACCCCUGUGAAGUCUGUCCCAAUUAUUCCAACAGCCCUGGCAAGAAAUUUGAACAGCCCUAUGAGUAUUGCACAAGUUCGAGGAACCUGUAAAUGUGGCUACCUUACUAUGGACCAAACACGGAAAUUACUUUUGCUGCUUGAGUCCGAUCCCAAGGCUUAUGCUCUGCCGUUAGUUGGAGUUUGGCUGAGUGGAGUUACUCAGAUCUGUAGUCCUCAAGUCUGGGCCUGUUGCUUGCGAUAUUUAUUCAGUUCUUCGAUUCAAGAAAGGGUUUUUUCAGAAUCUGGGAGUUUUCUUAUUGUGCUUUAUUCAUUGACACACAAGGAACCAGAGUUUUAUGAGUGUGUUCCGUGCAGUGGACAGGCUGAACUGGGGUUUCAGAUCUUGACUUGCCAUGACACAGUACAGCUCUUCAAAAAUGUUGAACCCUCAGACAAGACCCCUAUCCAAUUUGAGCUGAGUGCAGAAAACCAAAAUGCAGAAACUGAGUUCUUCAGCAGAGUUUGCAAGAAACUUCCAAUCAGAAGUCCUCUCCAGGGCUCUUCACCCAGCAAGUUGUCAGCAAGCGAUCACGACUCUGGUGUAGAAGAUGAGGAUUUAUCCCCCAGACCAAUUCCAAGUCCUCACCCAGUGAGCCAACAGGUUACCAGGAUUUUUCCUUCAGUGCCAGAACUGUCACUUAUUUUGGACGGGAGUUUUGUGGAACCAGGACAAUUGUCUAAGCCUGUGGGGACUUCAAAUGCUAAAAGUCUACCCUCAGUGCCAAAUCAGCCUAUUAAAAAGAAGUCCUGCUUGAGGUCUACAUAUCAUCCCACCCAGCAUUCUGAAAACAGGCAGAAUUCUUCUGCUAAUAUGGGAGAUCCCUCUUUGAGGCAAUUACCAAAUGCUAUAAGCCAGAAAAUUCCAGCUUCGAUGCCUCCCAGAGGAAAGCAAGCUCUAGUACAGCAGCAGAUGCACUGUAAGAACACUUGCCCUCAGUCAAGAAAAAGUUCAGGGUCAUCUUCUCCUUCAACCCCUUGUAGUGGGCCUUCCCCAGAGACAUCCGUGCACCACCCCAGAAAGCCAUCGGAAAGACUUGUGUUGAAUCCCGAAAGUGUCACACCGCAGGGAGAGCCUCCGGUUAGGAGAACAUCAGUAUCCAGUUCCAAGCAGCUUCCUGCUGUUACACAGCCAGUCCUCUACAACUCUGCUUUCUCACCAGAGAGCUGCAGACACCCAGCAGACCUGCAGGUGCCAGCUCAAGUGCCACCUUGCUGCCCGGCAUGCAGCUGUCAGUGUCCUGCUUCCAUCCACUAUAAUCUGGUAAAUUCGUGGCAAGGAAUUGCAAAAAUGAGCCCCAAACAUGGAGCUGAGAUGCAGUUGGAGAUGGCUCAGCAGAAGCCCUGUGCAGUGCUCCAUCAAAAUAUCACUUGCCCAAAUAUUUGCUGCAAUCCAGGAUAUGCCACAGGCAGCCCUAUAAGCCCGAGCUAUCAUGGGAAAGCAGGGAGCUGUUCUCUGGACAGCAGCCUGUCACCUGGAACGAGGAUGCCGUCCCACUCGAGCCCACAGUGCUGUGCAGCCCACUCGCCCUGCCUGCACACGCCUGCUUCUAAAGCAGGAUCAGAUAAUGGAAUGAUGGGAUUAUCUCCAGAUGCAUACCGGGUUCUUACAGAGCAAGACAGACAACUCAAAUUACUUCAAGCUCAGAUCCAGCGCUUACUGGAGGCACAGGCUCGCCAGACGUGUUCCUCCGAGCCGGCAGCAGCAAUCCAUGCUCUGCAGCCUGAGAAGCAGAGGGACCUCGUUUCUAUGGAAACACAGACCUCACCUCGUCCGCACAAGAGGAGAAGCGUGAGCGUUGCUGUGAGCACAGGUGCUAGUUUAUUUUGGAAUACAGCCUCAGAAAAACAAGAUGACUCCAUACCACAAGGGAAAAAAGAGGAUGAAGAGAUUUCCAAGGAAGACAUAAGCAUCUCAAUUAGUGCUGAACAAGAUGCAAGUAAUACAAGUAUUGCUUCUUCUUUAAGAGUGGUUGACAUUCCCAGCUUCGUAGAGAGCACUCAUCUUGUGGAGGAAGGAACUAAUCAGAACAUUCCCCAAAAUGGAAACGUCUCCCAGGCGCUUGUUCGCCGUUCAUCCUUGGAAGAAAGUGUCAGCGUGUCUUUACAGAAGGAACCAUCGGAGGGAGCCAGCAACCAGGUGGUGGUAACAAGCGAGCAGAACUCAGAGCCACCCGCCUCGCUGCUGCCUCGGCAUCCCUCAGGGGAUCAGAGGCUUUACCAGGACUUGCUGGGCCAAGUAAACCAACUCCUAAAGUCCUCAGAAGAGCAAGAUCACUUGCCUGUAAAAUCUGUAUUUGUUAAUGAUGAUGGUCCUAAGUAUCAGGAUAUUGGUGGUUCAACAGAAGUGGCUUCAGAGACUGACACAGGAGUGGUGGAUAAAGAGAGUGUCAUUAGUGCUACACUCAAACAGCUGAAGAGUCUUGGAAUAACAUUGGACUCACCUGGCAAUAUGAAGAAAAAUACACACAAAGUGGAGAAUGCCAGCAUCUUGGCAUGCAUAAAUCCUGAAGCAGUGGUGCCUGGAUUAAAUUAUAUGUCAUUUGCCAAUGUCAGCAUGUGUGGCUUAACUCCUAACGUUGUUGAUCUGAGCAUGGAAGCAAACGCUAUAGCACUCAAGUAUCUCAGUGAAAACCAGUUAUCUCGACUGUCUCUCAGUCGCUCAGGCCAAAAUCCUCCUGCAGAUUUCUCUUUCCAAGACAUCUUGCAUUCAAAUACGGACAAGAGCAUGGUGGGUCUUAGCUUAAUUUCACCAAACAACAUGUCCUUUGCAACCAAGAAGUACAUGAAGAGAUAUGGGCUGAUACAGGGCAGCGACAGCAGUGAAGACGAAGAGGAACUGCAGGUUCAGGAUGGCAAUUCUGGCACAGUCAAAAAAGAAAGCGUGCCAGGCAAAAACUGUACCCCUGUGUUGGACAGCUUCAACCACUGGACUGAAUUGUCCAAAAGAAUGGAUGGAAGACUUCCCAUUCACCUAAAAGGUCACAGCAGAGAGUUGACUGUGACUGCUUCUCCACCGGAAUUAAACAACCCUAUAUUAAGAAAUAUUGCAAAUGAAAUUUUUCCUCCCAGAGCAGAUCAAGCAGAUGAAAACUCAGUUCAGUUCUUAAAGGAUUUAAAGUCGAAAACCAAAUUGUUACCUGGGAGGAUUGAAUUCACUGAGCAGCCUGGUGGGAAAGAUGGAGAUACUCAGGUGUUCCCUGGAAAUCUGCGUACUCCAACCCUUGAAACGUUAAACCAGUCAAACAGCAUAAAUUCUGUUGGCACCAUUCUUGAUGUGAAACAACUCAGGCAGUUGCCAAAGUUGUUCUGAACAUCCCCUGAGAUGGCUGGCAACCACUGUUACAAAUCAGAGGGACCUCUCUGUAAAAGAUGACAGGAAACCACGGAUUAAGCUGUCUUGGAAGAGGUCCCUCUGCUGCAGCAGUGUAAAACUUCACAGAGCUGAGUUUUCAGCCCAGGUUGGGGACAGCCACCUCUAAGUGCCUGGCUGAGGCAGUGCUGGUCAGCACUGACACAUGUGCGCACUUUUGUUUACAGUUAGGUGUGAUUUUAAAGCAUAUGAAAACCUGAGCCCAAGAUGUACUCUUAACAUAAUUUUAACAGUGGUUACUUAAAUGGUUUUCUGUUGACUUUUUAAAAACACUGAGUUUUCCAUGUUUGUGCCAACUGUGAGCCACUGAUACUGUGUGUGGCAGAGCAGGGCAGAGCUAAAGCACUAAUUUCUAGAAAUUUGCUGAAAUGGUUGUAUUACUGUGUGUGGGUUGUGUCUUGGGGGGAGGAAAGGGAAGUAUAACUGUGGCAUUACUUUGCAUAAAAUUAUCUUGAAUUUAGCCAAAAUGGCACAUGUAACUUUCUGUAUCAUGAAAUCUUUGAAGGAAAUUGGGGAAAACUAGCACUUUUUAAAAACUUUUUUUGUGAAUUUUUUUCUCCCCUUCAUGUUUUCUAUUUAUUUAAAAUUACAUACUGCUUAUAAAUGUCAGAGGUUUCAUUAAAAAAAAAAAAAUUAAUCUUUGGCCGUCUGAUGGUGCCUUUAUUUAAGACACAUGCAGCUCCCCAGUCACUGUUAGAAUGGUUAACUGGAAGUUCACUGGUUCACCUGCUCUUGAACUCAAGAAUUCUGAUACUGGGUGGUGGGGUAAGCAAAAAUAACAGAUUUGCUUUUUUCUGAGUUAAUAUACAAAUGUUCUGUCAUCAAGCACUACAGUCUGUCUGUUAAUGAAACAGCUCUUUCCCAUAACCACCUGCUGAUGAUACUCCACAAGGUGAAGAAGUUGGUUAUUG
Myiozetetes cayanensis is the source of this 5077-nucleotide messenger RNA. It is a transcript of the gene STIL, whose product is annotated as STIL centriolar assembly protein. Lineage: Eukaryota; Metazoa; Chordata; Aves; Passeriformes; Tyrannidae. Bases 210 to 4106 code for a protein of 1298 amino acids. Gene Ontology annotation, cellular component: centrosome; centriole. The record is from RefSeq and is a predicted model, not a curated record. Gene Ontology annotation, biological process: smoothened signaling pathway; mitotic spindle organization; centrosome duplication. The transcript has 16 exons.